Molecule: messenger RNA, 517 nt
Organism: Adineta steineri
Lineage: Eukaryota; Metazoa; Rotifera; Eurotatoria; Adinetida; Adinetidae
Source: the annotation of a GenBank genome assembly
AUGACGAUAACAGACAAUGCUGUUUUAAUUGAAGCUCUAUCAAAAACUAGUGUAACAAUAAAUUUAUAUGCAUCUGUAAUUAUUUUCGUCUUUGGUGUUAUUGGUAAUACUCUUAAUAUAUUUGUUUUAACACAACGAACACUUCGUUCAGUUCCAUGUAUAUUUCUAUUUCUUAUAUCAUCAAUUGCUAAUCUUAUAUCAAUAAUAAUUGGUUUAACACCAAGAAUAGCAGCUACUUGGGAAUUAGAUAUAACAGCAACAUAUGAUAUUCCAUGUAAAUUACGUGCUUUUAUUACGUUUUCAUCACGAGCAGUAGCAUUAUGGUUAAAUACAUUAGCUACAAUAGAUCGAUAUAUGAUAUCAUCAAGUAAUCAUCAUUGUCGACAAUUAAGUUCAUUAAAAAAUGCUCAAAAAGGUUCAUUAGCUAUUGCUAUUAUUUCUAUUAUUCUCUAUACGCCAAUGCUCUAUUGUUAUAAAGCAAAUCUUAACUAUACACCUUUAAAAUGUUAUGGUAAUA